Molecule: messenger RNA, 415 nt
Organism: Eurytemora carolleeae
Lineage: Eukaryota; Metazoa; Arthropoda; Copepoda; Calanoida; Temoridae
Source: RefSeq, a predicted model, not a curated record
CUUAUGAUCUUAAAAUAAAAUUACUUUAUUCAAAGGAAAUAGAUUUGAUCAUUUUUUUUCAUUUCAGAUAUAAUGUCUGACGAAAUUAAACAGAAUUCUGAGACUAAGGUGGAAGACACAGCAUCCAAUGGUGAAGUCGUUUCAACCGAAAAUGCGACUGAAAAGUGUGCACCGCCUAAAGCCGAAGAAACCACUGCUAACGGAACGGAACUAGCUGGAGAAACCGGAAGUAAUGAAGCUGAUGACGGCCCUGCGCCAAAGAAACAAAAGACCGAGGAAAAGGAGGAGGAGUGUGAAGUUUCAAAGGAGAAGGAGAUGAAUAAGGAGGAUAAAGAGGACAAGGAAGAUGAGAAGGAGAAUGAUGAAAAGAAACCGGAGUUUACAAAAGAAAACCCGUCAACUAUACGCAAAUCCG